UUUAGAGACACAUCCCCUUUAAAACACGACUUUGCAGUGUUGUCACAGUGGUGCUAAAUUCACUGGCGAAUUGUUGAGAAAGGACUUCAAUAUACGCAUAUAGAUUCUAUUGCUUUAAUUAUCGUGUUGCUUUUUUAUGUUUGGUUUGUAAGGCGCUUUACAUACUGCCUGAUUGUCCUUAGCAAUGCACCGCUUCAUCUCACUGCUGCCCACCCUCCUAACUCUCCUCUCCGGACCAGCCCAAGGAUAUUUUCCAGAAGAGCGUUGGAGCCCCGAAUCCCCCCUUCUCGCCCCGCGUGUACUGAUUGCUCUCAUCUGCCGAAACUCAGAACAUUCUUUGCCUUAUUUCCUUGGAACUAUUGAACGACUAAAUUACCCGAAAGACCGCAUUGCACUAUGGGUUGCGACCGACCACAAUGUGGACAACACUACUGCCAUUCUUCGGGACUGGCUCAUCAAAGUACAAAACCUGUACCACUAUGUGGAAUGGAGGCCACAGGAGGAUCCUGUAGGAUACGAGGACGAGGACAGUCCCAAACAGUGGACGAACCUGCGCUACGCCCAUGUUAUGAAGCUCCGACAGGCAGCGCUGGAGUCUGCCCGUGAGAUGUGGGCGGACUACUUCCUGGCUGUGGAUUGCGAUAACCUCCUGACCAACCCCAAUGUCUUGUGGAAGCUCAUCGGUGAAAACAAGACCAUUGUGGCUCCCAUGCUCGAGUCCCGCGCCGCAUAUUCCAACUUCUGGUGUGGGAUGACGUCCCAGGGUUACUACAAGCGCACUCCUGCCUACAUACCCAUACGAAAGCAGGUGCGAAAGGGUUGCUUUGCUGUGCCCAUGGUCCACUCCAUGUUCCUUGUAGACCUGAGGAAGGAGGCUUCCAGGCAACUGGCUUUCCACCCACCACAUCCAGAUUACAGCUGGGCCUUCGAUGACAUUAUUGUAUUUGCCUUCUCUGCUCGCAUGGCAGAUGUACAAAUGUUUGUAUGCAACAGUGAAACCUAUGGGUACUUCCCAGUGCCUUUGCGGUCCCACAACUCCUUGAAGGACGAAGCUGACAGUUUUCUGCAUUCCUUGUUGGAAGUUAAUGUGCGAAACCCCCCAAUGAUGCCUUCCGUAUACAUACCUGCCCCUAGACGACAACCAGACAAACUUGGCUUUGAUGAAGUGUUUAUGAUAAACUUGCAGCGAAGAACUGACCGCAGGGAUCGCAUGUUAAGUACACUGUAUGAGCAGGAGAUCGCCUGCAAGGUUAUCGCAGCUGUGGACGGCACAGCAAUGAACGUCAGCGAGGUUAACGACCUGGGCAUCCACAUGCUCCCAGGCUACAGCGAUCCCUACCAUGGGCGCCCUCUGACCAAGGGAGAGCUGGGAUGCUUCCUCUCCCAUCACAACAUCUGGAAAGAGAUUGUGGAGCGGGGUUUGAAGACCUCCUUGGUGAUUGAAGAUGAUCUGCGCUUUGAGGUGUUCUUUAAGCGUCGCUUGCAGAACCUGAUGAUGGAAGUGGCCAGCCAGAAUCUGGACUGGGACCUCAUUUAUAUUGGACGGAAGAGAAUGCAGGUUGAACACCCAGAGAAAUCUGUGCCCAAUAUCCAUAACCUGGUAGAGGCAGACUACUCCUAUUGGACGCUGGGAUAUAUGAUGUCAUUACAAGGCGCUCAGAAGCUCCUGAAAGCAGAGCCUUUAAAGAGGAUGCUGCCAGUGGAUGAGUUCCUCCCAGUCAUGUAUAAUAAACAUCCUGUCUCAGACUACAUGGAGCAGUUUGAGACCCGGGACCUGAAGGCUUUCUCGGCAGAACCUCUGCUGGUGUUCCCGACCCAUUACACGGGUGACGCGGGCUAUAUUAGCGACACGGAGACCUCCACCGUGUGGGACAAUGAGAAGGUCCGUACGGACUGGGACAGGGGCCGCUCAGGGAAGACCCAGGAGCAGGCAGAGAUCAGCACGGAAGCCCAGAACUCUGAUGUCCUCCAGUCUACGCUGGACAGCACAGCAAGGGACGAGCUAUGAGAGAAAGAUCAGUCCAGGAGCCUCGCAGAACCAGAAGACUGUUACUGAACCAGCUUCAUUUCCCCCCCCUCACUCUGCUGCUUAAUUGCAGGGUUGUUGGUAAUUCAUUUGUCUGAAAGAAGCCGUUGUAAAAGGGAUCAGUUGCAACUUAAUUUGAAUUUAAUUUUUUACACCUACUGGUUCAAGUCCCCCUGCUCUUGUGCAGUUAUGUGAGUUUACCGUUACAUUUCAGUGUCUUGAUCGAAUGUUACAUUACCAUGUCUUUGAUUGGCCAAUGAACUGCAAUCACGUUUCUUGAAUUUCUUCAAUGUCACCAGUGCCUUACUCAUUGUACAUUUUAAAAUAUGUGUGUUCUUAUAUUGUAUGCUGGUUGGACCUGGAAAGAGAUGCAAUCAGCUUGCUUUUGAUUUCUUGAAGCUUAAAUCUUUCUCUCUUUUUAAAAAAACCAAGUGUGUGUGCUUGAGUAUUUUGCAUGGAAAUGCUUAAAAAGCUGCUUUCUGUGUUUUUAGUAUAUUUCACCAGAAAAAAAGGAGUGCACCUUAAAGCAUUUAACUACAAGACAUGUAGAUUAAUAUGAAGCAGUAGUAAUUAAAGCUUAGUUCUGGGCCACCUGUCAACCCCUUCAGAAUUGAGUUACGGUACUACUCGAUAUAACACAUUCCUUGAUUCCCCUGAAACCUCUGCCUGUUUGUUUUCAGGCCAAGCCCACCGUCAGAACGGCUGCUAGGGUUAUAGGCGAGACCAACCACCGUAAACGCCUCACACUUUGUGGUUAGGAAGGCAUAUGAUUUGCAAAGGCAAUAAAAUUCCCACAAAGAUUCCACCGAGCCACAUCCAAACUCUGUCGGUCAGUUCUCCAUAGAGUGGGUUGAGUGUAAAACAGAGCUCUUUGGGUGUGAACUACUUGAUAAAAGCCUGUACAAAAUAUAAGAUGCUUUGCUUUUCAUCCGGGUUAUUUAUUCUUGGGACGUACUUGUCUCUGGAACCAUAGGACCUCCAGCAUUGUAGACUUUAAUGCGGUUUAAGUUGGGUAAUAACACUUUGAGGGUAGCGUUUGUAGUUGACUUCAGAUUAUCACACAAAAUCCUCAUUAACCUGUCCUGGUACCAAAGAAUAAAAUGUUUUA
Messenger RNA from Hypomesus transpacificus, 3134 nucleotides. RefSeq names its product collagen beta(1-O)galactosyltransferase 1a (gene colgalt1a). Bases 185 to 2008 code for a protein of 607 amino acids. NCBI's taxonomy places the organism in Eukaryota, Metazoa, Chordata, Actinopteri, Osmeriformes, Osmeridae. The record is from RefSeq and is a predicted model, not a curated record. The transcript is spliced from 12 exons. Gene Ontology annotation, molecular function: procollagen galactosyltransferase activity.